Molecule: messenger RNA, 234 nt
Organism: Gongylonema pulchrum
Lineage: Eukaryota; Metazoa; Nematoda; Chromadorea; Rhabditida; Gongylonematidae
Source: the annotation of a GenBank genome assembly
UGUAGCUGGUUGUGGUUGAAGCUGGGGCAGGAGAAGCGGUGGUGCUGUCGUCUCUCUGGUCGGCCAAUGGCUGAUCGCGGUUUCUAUGCGGACAAGCUGAUAUUGGCUCCGAUGGUACGUGCCGGCCGAACACCACUGAGAGUCCUGGCGUUACAGUAUGGUGCUGAUUUGGUAUAUACUGAGGAAAUCGUCGAUCAGAAGUUGCUCGGUGCACGACGAGAAGUAAAUGGUUAG